AUAAUUGAGUUAGUUCUGUGAAUAAUUAUUUCAUGCAAGACGCGUAAAAAGCGUUAUAGUGUAAGCCGCAUGGUUUGCGAUGGUCGCGCAAUGCUGUGCCUCGAGUCCCUGGUGACAAGAUGGCGUGAACGUGGUGAACGGGGUGAGAGGCGAACCCGGUCGCGAAGUCUAUGCUCUUCAGCAGCCGAUGGCAGCCUCCUGCAACUACUGCAUAGACGAGCCAGUAGUGCUAUUUCAUCAGCGAGCGAACUAAUCUCUCGACGUGGUGUGUUCUCACGGCGGCAGUAUGGCUCUGUGGAACAGUUAUCUGCAACCGCUGGAGAGAUUGGUGGCGCGGUUGACACGAUCAUCCGUCGCUAUCGACUUGAAAACGGGAACUCACUUGGCGAGAAGGAUGAGUUAUUUGGACCUCCAAGUGCUCCGGUACUCGAGAACCCUGAAUUUCAAACGCGGUGGUACUUCAAAUAUUUUCUCGGAAAAAUGCAUCAAAACUACAUUGGAGUAGAUGGCGCACGUGAACCAUAUCUUCUAAGCGUUGUACAGGAAGGGGCCGGACUUUUACGAGCAAUCCUCUUUAAUAAAAUGGGCGCACACAAAAUUUAUUUACCAGCGAGUGCUUGGAGUGGCGGAGGAGGCCAAACCCCAACGAGGCCGACCCUUAAACAGAUCCUAUCGCAGUUCACAGCCAUUGAGAAAAUCGAUAAAAUGCCCAGAGAGAUAACGUGCCCGGAACUACAAAAGGACAUAUUGUUACUUGAAGAACAGGAGGGGUCUGUGAAUUUCAAGAUUGGUGUCGUUAUAAUGAACCCCGGACAGAGGACUGACGACGAAAUGCUGUCUAAUGAAAAAGGUAACGCGAAAUGGGACAAAUUUAUUUCACUUUUGGGCGACAAAAUUCGAUUAAGAGGAUGGAACCGGUUUCGCGGGGGCUUGGAUGUCAAAGGUGACAUGACAGGCAGCCAUUCCAUUUACACGAUGCACCAAGGACACGAAAUUAUGUUUCAUGUAUCAACAAUGUUGCCUUUUUCUAAGGACAAUAGACAACAGUUGGAGAGGAAGCGCCAUAUUGGGAACGAUAUUGUCAACAUAGUGUUCACUGACGACGCCGCACACAACACUUUCAACCCCCAAUGUGUGAAGAGCCACUUUACACAUAUAUUUGCCGUAGUAUCUGAGGUGGAGGGUGAAGGGUACAGGCUGAGCGUGUACACAGAUGACACGGUGCCCCCGUUCGGCCCCUCACUCCCCUGCCCACCAAUAUUCAGCGACCCUCAACUCUUUAGGGAAUUCCUUUUGGUAAAACUAAUGAAUGGAGAGAAGGCUGCAUUUCAAACGCCAACGUUCGCUCUAAAGAGGCAAAGAACAUUGGACACAUUAAUUAGAGAUAUUUAUGCAGAACAUUGUUCCGACCACAAAGUGCCAAUGUUAUCUCGGCGUGCCCUAUCAGACGUGUGGUCAGGCGGGGCAGGGGCAGGAGGCGCGGGCGCAGCACGUACCGAACGAUUUCUUCACGUGGGACAGGCACUAAAGCUGGAUGCUGUGUUAAGAGGCGAUGCACCUACCAGCCUUGUGUCUACAGGCUCUGGGGGUUCCCGAAGAGCGCCCUGGGAGGGAAGGUUGUGGCGCGCGGCUCCGCUUCCCGCGUCCCCUGUUUGCGCUGAGCAACUCGAUGAAAGCCGAGUGUUGCUCUCUACUACGUCAAAUACUUAUAUUUUAGAAGAAAGUGGCACCACAAGAGUGGUACUACGGUGGGAAGGGUGUGUCCGAUCCGCAAGGAUAACAGAACGCGCUGGCCUAUUCCGAGUCGGAGCCAGAGUUACCUCAGGAGGAGGUUCCACUACAGGCGGUGCGGGGGGUGCAGGUUUAUAUGCCUUACCAAUACAUGAACUAUGUGCUGGGGCUUGGGCCAUGCGGCCAUUGCAAGAUUGCAAACACGCGAGACUUCCUCGUACCAAGACUGCACAUUUCUUUGAUGUAUUGGAACAAGGUGAAAAUGGUAAAACAUUAUUAGCGGUAGCAAUAGGAAGAAGAAUUCUACUUUUAGUUGAAGAGCCUAAGACUGAACAUGAGAUGGGCUUUGAAUAUACUCAUGUCAAGGAUAUUCAACUGAGUGAAACUCCAGUAUUAAUAAAGUUAAUGGACGGCGAACUUCCCGUCACAGUGGUGGGUUACAAACAUCAUUGGGAGGUGCUGGAAACUAGUACAGGCCAGACAGUGAAACGUGUUGAUGGUAGCGAAGAGAGCGGCCCUCGUCGCGGUGCUCUCGUUAACGCCUUAAGAAUUGGAGACGAUAGAGAUGUACAACUAUUACUAUGUUAUAAUCACACAUGUCACUUCGAGCGCUUGACAACAAAAGGCUUGGAGAGCGACAGCGAAUACGACUUCCAUUGGACCACUGUUCCUACAGCCGUUGUGUGCGCGUUUCCCUACAUAAUGGCGUUCGCAGAAGACUUGUUAGAGAUUCGUUUGGUGGCGAACGGAUCAUUGGUCCACGCAGCUUGCAUCCCAGGCCUCAAAAUUCUAUGUGGAAAAAAGGACAUAUUCUACGUGGCAUGUGCCCCUGAAUACGUCCCCUUGGGCCGAGAUAUAGACCCAUGUCUCGGCAGACACGAGAACUACGAGCUAGUGAGGCAGAUGAGCAAAUGUGGUCCUUACUCUAUAGACGACGACGAUGAUUAUAAAAACGAUCAAGCGAACCGGACCCCGGAAAACAAUUCAGCAUCAAGCAGAAGCAGCUCCAUAUCUUCAGAACAGGAGAACAUUCGUCCGCCACUCCACAAAAUUACGCCCAUAUCUCCGCCCACAUCACCUCAAGAGAACAGCGGCCGUUGUGUGCGAAUUUACAAGAUACCACAAAGUAACUUGAGCGCUGCCACUUACCAGCGACAGUCAGUCUCGGCCGACCACGUCGUCGCUUCAUACUUUUCUGACAGGCCAAAUAGCAUAAGACAGAAAUUGGCAGAACUGCGAUGGGACAGCAAAUCGCGUGGUGGUGGCGAAGAAGUGUCCGUUCAUAAUUCGCAGUAAAUAAACGAAACAAACCUGGUAUUAAUGUAGUGUUAACCUCGAGUUUUAGAUUGUCUUACGCCCAAACCCAAUAACCUAUCUCAAUCCAUUUUUGACCAUCUGAGAUAUAAUCUUAAUCCAAAUAUUAAUAAACGUGUGCCAAUAACCAAUCGACGGAUUGUAAUAGCCAUCUUUCGAUACAAGCUAUACAUGGUCGGUCUGACCAGUUUUUAAAAUAAUUAAAAAGCAAUUUGAUGUGUUUCAAACAUAGAAAUGUAUAUUUUAUUAUUAUCUGUACGGUUUUAUUUACUUUAUUUGGUUUAUAUUGAUUAUCAAAUAUGAGUAUAGAGCAAAGAGAUUGCAUUCUAUCCGUCACCAAAAAUGCAUUGUCUGGGUAGGGUUUGGUUAUUAGGAUGCAGGUAGGAAAUCGAUCGACUGUCACGGUCUGAUCUCAGAUAGUUUUCAACCUCAGUUUGUAGAUUAGUUAUUGGGUUCGGGCGGAAGUGUUGUUAAGACAAUUCAUGUAAUAUUUGAGAUUUGCACAAGUUUAUUUUUUUAACUAAUUUGCUUGAAUUAGCUUAUUGUACAUGUUUAACAUAUGAAAGGUUAAAUAAUUGUAAGACUUUCAAUAGUGGCUUUUAAAAUCUAAGUUUGCAUCCUCACUGGGUUCCAUAUUCCAAAUACGAGGCGUAAUUAUUGUUAAAAAAUAUUCGUAGAAAAUAUUUUCAUUGCUUUCUGUAUUUACGUAAAACGAUUUAAUGUCAAAAUAUAUCUAUAUGUACUUUAAAUUCUUACAAAUAAACAUGUUUAUCUUGUAAGUAUAUUUUCGGUGUUUUGUAAUGUGUCACUGGUUAUUUACCGUACUGAAUUAUAUCUGUAAAUAGGAACCUUGACUGUUGUCUAAAUUUAACAUAUUUGAUAAGUCAUAAUAUUCGCUAUAUAUUUAAGUAGCUGUAAGCUGCCCGUGUCAUUGAUAAAAUAUGCCUGGGUGAAUUAGAUUAUCAGUGGUAAUUGUAGCGAAUCCUAAGUUUAAAAAAAACACAAUUUCUUUUAAUCGACAAAAUCACUAACGGUUCUCUGGAUAUAGAACCGAUAUAUGAAUCAUAAUGCUUACUAGUUUAUUUUCCCUAUAUAAUGCAUUUUAAAGUAAUGUCGUUUAUAAUAUUUGACUGCAUUUAUCCGUUUGUAUAAACGUUUCGCAAUAGACUAAUACAGAAUUUCCUGAUAUCCUGUAUCACUCUUUAUACUAGCGUAAGGUUGUAUCUUCUGACAUGCAAGACAAAAAGUGAUGUAUAUAAUCUUCUCUAAGACUAGGAUUCAAAAUAAUCUGUUAAGUGCCAUCCACGUUACGUUCUAGAACUUAAUAUUAACAUUGCGAUGCAAGAGAAUUGAAGUUAUAUUUAGAAAAUAUAGUUAUUUGUAAAUAAAUGGUUUAAUAUUUAUUGCAUACUGUAGCCUAAAUAUUUUUAAUGUUAUUAAUUCCUAAGUCUUAUUCGUGCUAUAAACUUAAAAAGUUUUAAAGUGUUUUGUCCCAUUGUCACAAUAGAGUGAUAAAGACAGAAAACUGAUUGAAUCUCCAUAGAUAUUAAAGUGACUUUAGUCUAAGUGUUUUUAGAAUUAAAAUUAGGCUUAAAAGUUCGUCGAUGUCUAUUUACCCAAAAGAAGAACCAAAAAGUAUUUAAUAGGGAAUAUUUUAAGUAGAAAAGAAUUGUUGUUUUAGGAAUUUAUAAAUUUUAAAGAUAUAAUAAAGAUAUAAAAAACUAUAAAUUUAUCAAAAACUAUCCUAAUGUAUAUACUUCGUUUAAUAAUGGAACAGAAUCUAAAUACCUCCAUUCAAACUUAAAACAUUAUUUACAUAACAGUAUAUUUUUUACCAUCAAAGUUAUCAUACUAUGGCAUGAGUAGGCCUUGUAUUAUGUAAACUUAAAAUUCACAAAGAAAUAUGUGAUAUAUAAUUUGUGUGUUGUUAUCAUAGUAGGCAAACUGAAAUUAUUGUAAAUCUUUCUACUCACACUUAUUGCCUUGCGGGAAAUUAUAUUAUACAUAUAUAGAAAAGCGAGAGAGCAAUAGAGAUCUGGUUGGAAUAAGAAAAGGCCUAAGCUAGGCGAUAUUCUAUGAUAAUGAUUCCCGUGUUUGUGAAAGUGUUUUAUCAUUGUGAAAUGUGUGCUGUUUGCACAAUUUUGAUCAUCAAUUACCCCAUUAUUUAUUUAGCCAUAUUUUAACUAGUCUUAAGAAUACACAAAGACCGAUGAAAUGAUGAUCAUCUGAAAAGUUUAAAACUAUGUUCGCGAUCCGGUAGUUUUAAAUUUUACAAACACUAAGAUUAACAAAUUUAAAUAUGGCGUUAAAUUCAUAAAAAAUAUAUAAAGGUUAUUGCUACCAGCUAGCUACUACACUAAACAAUUAUAAGUAGGUCAUUCCUAAUAAAUAUGGCAGGUAUACUGUAAAUUAAUUAGUUAUUCAGGCAAUAAGUGUGGUCAGAUUUGGAAAAUUAAUGUUUCUAAACAAAUUUAGGAAAAUGUAUAAUGUUGAACAGAUGUUACCAAAUUUAUGUAGACGAUAAUAUUAUUAGAUUAUAAGAUAAAGGCUCGUUAUCCCACAUAUUGAAAUGUACUAUUCGCAGUCUUGAAAAUUAAACUAAUUAAUAUUUUAAAUUAUAUAAUUAAUUAUUUCGAUAAGUCAGUAGGUAUUUGUUGUAUCUUCAAGGGAUAAAAAUACGUAAUUUAAAUUAGGUUUGUGUUUAUUAAAAAAAGUUAUUUGUCUUGAU
Pieris rapae (cabbage white) is the source of this 5773-nucleotide messenger RNA. Its product is annotated as GTPase-activating Rap/Ran-GAP domain-like protein 3. Gene Ontology annotation, biological process: activation of GTPase activity; regulation of small GTPase mediated signal transduction. The record is from RefSeq and is a predicted model, not a curated record. The transcript is spliced from 24 exons. Gene Ontology annotation, molecular function: GTPase activator activity. NCBI's taxonomy places the organism in Eukaryota, Metazoa, Arthropoda, Insecta, Lepidoptera, Pieridae. Gene Ontology annotation, cellular component: cytoplasm. The coding region runs from base 70 to 3027 and encodes 985 amino acids.